Messenger RNA from Cajanus cajan (pigeon pea), 682 nucleotides. RefSeq lists its product as uncharacterized. The record is from RefSeq and is a predicted model, not a curated record. Lineage: Eukaryota; Viridiplantae; Streptophyta; Magnoliopsida; Fabales; Fabaceae.
GAAACAAAUAGACAUUUUUUUUUCUUCGAAAAAUAGUGACACGAGAGAAAGUGUAACCUCAAAUCUGAACCUAAACCUAGUUCCUCAAAAUUGAGAACAGAGGUUGAAGUGGAGAUCAUAUUUACAGUCAUGAGUUUGAUGAAUCCAAGAACAGAGAAACUGGUGAGAAGGUUAACCAUUGUCACCACUGUUGCUGCUUCCUAUUUUCUCCUUACCGCUGACUAUGGCCCUCAACCCAAUGCCCUCGACCCUAUUAAGAAGCAAAUACUUUCAGCAGAGAGCACCGUGAAAGAAUAUGUUUUUGGAUCAAAGAAAGAAUCUCAGGAAAACCAGACGGGGAAAUUGGACAGCAACAAGGAUCGCCCUUAAAUGUAUGGUAGUCUUGUAUAGGAACAUCAUGCUGAGUAAAGGUUUUCUUUUAGCCGUUUGAAAAUGGAAUGGUUCAAUGACUAGAGGCCGAAAACGAAUGAACGGUAGAUUAACUUGUCAGCAUCAAUGCCGUUAAUAAGACCAUAACAUCAUAGUCAUGUUUUGGGCUGUUGCUCCCUUCCCCCACCCUUUAUCUUAUUAUGUAUCUGCAUCUGUAUUGUUUUUCUUUCCUUUGUGGUUUUCUUUUAUGUGGAUUUGAGUUAAAAAAUUGUAAUUGAGAAGGGUUUUGCACAUUAAAUAAGCAGUUGUGUCA